UGAAAUUACACAAAAUGAAAGACCGAGGGUAUAUACGGUAUAAUCCCAUCUGUAAAAUAGUAAAUAUAAUUAAUUUAAUUUUUUUCUUUCUUCGCAUGUAAUAUUUUUUUCUCUGCAAAUCCGGCAAUCUCUCUCAUUCUUCUCUCUCUCUAAAACUGAUGUGCACUUCUUCUGCAAAUCUCCUCCGCCAUUUCUGAACCCGUGUCUUUCUCAUUCUAUCGAUACAUAUCUAGAGAGAGAGAGAGAGAGAAUCAUGGACGAUGAUGUUAAGAAUGAUUCCGCAGCAGAAAUUUCGUCGAGCUGUUUGCCUUCUGAGCCACGUCAAAUAGAAGAAGAAAAAAAGGAGGAAGAAGAAGAAGAGGAAGAGAGAGAAGAGGCUUCUUCUUCAGAUGAAGACCAGAGAGUCUAUUUAGUCCCGUUUAGAUGGUGGAAGGAGGCACAAGACCCCUCUUUGUCGGAGGUGAAAAACGGAAUUCCGUAUGCAGCAUGCCCUGCUCCUCCAUACGGUGGUCCGAUGAAGAUAUUCAACAAUAUAUUCAAUUCAGAUAUUUCAUUUAACCUAAAGAAAGAAGAUGGCUCUUCUAGCAAUGGGGAAAGUGGUGAAGUUGGGCUACAGAAUCGAGAUUAUGCAUUGGUCCCCGGUGAUGUUUGGCUGCAGACACUCAAAUGGCACAGUGAUUUCAGAAGUUCGUCUAAGGACAAAAAAGGGUUUUCAGCUGUAGAAGAAGAUAUGUCAGAUGUCUAUCCAUUGCAACUUAGGCUCUCUGUGUUGUGGGAAACCAAUGUACUGGCGGUAAAAAUAAGCAAAAAGGAUAAUUCAGUUGAGUGCUUUCGAAGAGCCUGCAAGAUUUUUAAUGUGGAAGCUGAGCCUUUACGGGUUUGGGAUUUUUCUGGGCAGACAAUGCUGCUUUUCUUGAACGAGAAAAAUAAGAUCUUAAAAGAUUCCCAAAAGCUAACAGAGCAGGAUCUGCCGCUUGAGUUGCAAGUUUAUGGAUUGUCAGAUUCUUUUAGAAAUAAAGGACCUAAAAAAGACGAUAAUGGGCAACAUUCUAAUGGUGCUUCAUUUCUGAUGAAUGGUAAUUCUGCUGGAAGCAAAUCUUCGUAUCUUCUCGGGAGUUCGUUUGAAGCUGGUAGUUUGGGCUUAACUGGAUUACAAAACCUGGGGAACACUUGCUUUAUGAACAGUGCUAUUCAGUGUCUAGCACACACCCCAAAGCUUGUUGAUUACUUCCUUGGAGACUACAGGAAAGAAAUAAACCCGGACAAUCCAUUAGGCAUGAAAGGUGAGAUUGCUUCGUCUUUCGGAGAUCUGAUGAAGAAAUUAUGGGCACCUGGAGCAACUCCACUGGCACCAAGAACAUUCAAAUUGAAGCUUGCUCAUUUUGCCCCGCAAUUCAGUGGCUUUAAUCAGCACGAUUCCCAAGAGGUCCUGGCAUUUCUUUUAGAUGGUCUACAUGAAGAUUUAAAUCGUGUGAAAUGCAAACCGUACGUCGAAGCUAAAGAUUCCGACGGGCGACCUGAUGAAGAAGUAGCUGAUGAAUAUUGGCGGAAUCACCUUGCUCGUAAUGACUCUAUAAUUGUCGAUGUUUGCCAAGGUCAGUUCCGGUCCACAUUAAUAUGUCCAGAGUGCAGAAAGUUGUCUGUUACUUUCGACCCAUUCAUGUAUCUGUCGUUACCUCUGCCAUCAACAUCCACGCGGACAAUGACGGUGACAGUUGUAAAAUCUGAUGGUAGUACUAAGCCAUCCUCGUUCACUGUCACUGUACCCAAGAAUGGGAAGCUUGAAGAUCUCACUCAGGCCUUAAGCACAGCAUGUUCGUUAGGAGUUGACGAAAUGCUCUUAGUUGCUGAGAUUUACAACAACCGUAUCAUACGUUUUCUGGAAGAGCCGACUGAUUCGUUAUCUUUGAUUAGAGACAAUGACCAACUAAUCGCAUAUAGGCUGUCGAAGGAUGCUAAGGAAUCCCCGCUUUUUGUAUUUAUGCAUCAGCAGAUUGAAGAAAAAUUCAUUUGUGGGAAAUUAACACCCAAUUGGAAGGCAUUCGGAGUUCCCCUCAUAGUACGGGAAAACAUUGCUAAAGGAUCUGAUUUUCGUGAAGUGUAUGCAAAGUUACUUGCUCCAUUCCUGGUACCUGAUGACGAUUCUGCCGACAAUAUUGAUUCCUCAAACAAUAGUGCAACCGAAGUAGAUUCUUUAUUAAGUGAGUCGCCUCUGAAAUCCGAUGAAGAAAAGCCUGUGGAAGGACAAUCUGUUGCAGAUUUUCAGUUCUACUUAACAAACGAAAAAGGAGUAGAAAAAAAAUCCGAAAUCGGAAUGGAAGAGCUGGUGAAACCCAUGCCUGAAAGGCUUUAUGUACUUGUAUCUUGGUCGGAAAAGAUGGUCAAGCGUUACGACGUACAGCCUUUGACUUCGCUUCCGGAAGUUUUCAAAUCGGGAUUCUUCGCAAAGAGACCGCAGGAAUCUGUAUCUCUGUAUAAAUGCCUCGAAGCGUUUCUAAAGGAGGAGCCUCUUGGACCAGAUGAUAUGUGGUACUGUCCGGUUUGCAAGAAGCACUGUCAAGCCGAUAAGAAAUUAGAUCUCUGGAGAUUGCCGGAAAUCUUGGUCAUCCAUUUGAAAAGAUUCUCCUACAACCGUUUUCUGAAGAAUAAAUUGGAGACUUAUGUUGACUUCCCCAUCCGGGAUCUUGACCUGUCCGAUUAUAUCGCCCAAAAGGGCGGAAAAUCUUCUAACCGCUAUUUGCUUUAUGCAAUAAGUAACCAUUACGGAAGCAUGGGAGGCGGUCACUACACAGCAUUUGUUCAUCAUGGCGGUGAUAGGUGGUACGAUUUUGACGACAGCCACGUGUCUCCGAUUAGUGAGGACAAGAUCAAAACCUCAGCUGCCUAUGUUUUGUUUUACAGGAGAGUUGAAGAUGCCUGAAAAAAGUUGAGAUGAGUAAGUGAUUAUUGGAAAAGAGAUUAAUUAAUUACUUAAUUAAUGUUUUUUUUAAUUAUUGGUUAUGGAUAUGGGUACAAUAAUUUUUGUCUUGAUAUUUUGUUAGUCUUAGGUAGUGUUUUUUUUUAAGAUUUGAAAACUGAAAGGGUGUUUGUUAGUAUAGGAUGAUGAUAAUGAUAAUGCCGAAGAAAAAAAAUCAUUAUAUAAAUUAAAUAUAGUGAAAGCUGAGGUGGCAGUUGAGAAUCUUAUAUAGGAUCAUUUUGCUACAAAAAAUGUAGCCAUUAAAUUAUUGUAACUGGUCUAUUUUAUCAAAUAGUGGGAUUUUUUUUAGGUAC
Molecule: messenger RNA, 3270 nt
Organism: Erythranthe guttata (spotted monkey flower)
Lineage: Eukaryota; Viridiplantae; Streptophyta; Magnoliopsida; Lamiales; Phrymaceae
Gene: UBP8
Product: ubiquitin-specific protease 8
Biological process (GO): protein deubiquitination
Molecular function (GO): cysteine-type deubiquitinase activity
Source: RefSeq, a predicted model, not a curated record